CAUUUAGAGCCACGUUUUUGAUAGAAAAAUCUGGACUUUGAUGGCUAUUAUUAUUAAAAAAUCUGUCUUUCAAUCUCAACUACUCGUUGGUUUAUCUCAAGAAUCUUCUCUUCAAUUCACAACAACACCAUCAUUUGCUUUUGAUUAUUUCUCUCUCUCUCUCUUCUCCUACUUGUGUUACUUUGGAUACCUGCAACUUGCUCUUCCUCCUUCCAUACUAAAACCAAUUUACAACUCAAACUUUUUAUAUUAAUUUUAUUUACAACAUCAUCAACAUCAACAUUCACAGCAUAACAACCUCAUCAUCAUCAUGUGUCUUCCGGAUGCAAACCAAGUUGUGCAACAAUUGGAUAACAACAGUAACAGUGACGAUAACAAUAACACCACCAGCAACAAGACCACUUCUUGGCCUUUGCAUUGCGUUUUAGAUACCCAGAUGGAGAAUUCGGAGAACAACUCUUCUGUCAAUUCAUUUCCUCUGGAAAGCGUUCGUGAGGAUACAGUUACCAUGGAAAGAAAACAGAACCAUUUUACAAACUUUUUCCCUACCUUGCGGUCUGGAGAGUGGUCUGACAUUGGUAAGCGUCCAUAUAUGGAGGACACUCAUGUAUGCAUAAGUAACUUGGCUAUGAAGUUUGGUUCUAAAUUACUCAGUGGAGAACAAGCUGUUUCAUUCUAUGGGGUAUUUGAUGGGCAUGGAGGAAAGUGUGCAGCAAAUUUCGUCCGUGACCAUUUGCCUAGGGUCAUUGUUGAGGAUGCUGAUUUCCCUCUAGAACUUGAGAAAGUGGUCACAAGGUCAUUUAUAGAGACUGAUGCUGCAUUUUUGAAGUCGUGCCCACUUGAACCUUCUGGCACAACUGCACUUACUGCUAUGAUAUUUGGAAGGUCUUUACUUGUGGCAAACGCAGGGGAUUGCCGGGCAGUACUGUCCCGACGUGGAGCAGCUGUAGAACUGUCUAAGGAUCACAAACCUUGCUGCAAAAUAGAAAGGAUCCGUGUUGAGUCCUUGGGUGGAUAUGUUGAUGAUGAUUACUUGAAUGGUCAGCUAGGUGUGACACGUGCCUUAGGUGAUUGGCACCUUGAAGGAAUGAAGGAAAUGGGUGGAAGGGGUGGACCCUUAAGCGCUGAACCAGAACUAAAAUUAGUAACACUGACCAAUGAGGAUGAAUUUCUUAUCAUUGGUAGUGAUGGAAUAUGGGAUGUGUUUUCAAGUCAAAAUGCAGUAGAUUUUUCCAGGAGGAGGCUCCAAGAGCAUAAUGACUUGAAGUUAUGCUGCAGGGAAAUAGUGGGGGAAGCAAAAAAGCGAGGAUCGAGAGACAAUCUGACAGUUGUUAUGGUGAGUUUUCACUUGGAGCCACCUCCUAAUGUGGUUGUACAAAAGGCAAAAGUUCAUAGAAGCAUUUCAGCUCAGGCGCUUCAAAAUAUCAGAUGCCUGUUAGAAGGAUAGAAGUUUAGAAUAUUUGCUUGCAAUUUGGCUAUUUGGUAAUGGUAACCAAAGGAGAGAGGACUAGUUAAUAAUAAUAUUCUAGCUGCUCCCUUUCCUUGAAUUUGUUUGUGAGUAUAAAUUCAUAGGGGAAAUAGUAACAAUCUUUUUCUGUCGUCUUAUAAACAGAAGGAAAUAGAAAGAGCUUUAGACAAAUACCAAAACUGUGAAUUAUAAGAAUAAUAAGAAUGUUGUAUUAUCAUUACUUUCAUGUAUAUAAAUUAAU
This is a messenger RNA of Pistacia vera, 1709 nucleotides long. RefSeq names its product probable protein phosphatase 2C 27. Gene Ontology annotation, molecular function: cation binding; protein serine/threonine phosphatase activity. Gene Ontology annotation, biological process: protein dephosphorylation. The record is from RefSeq and is a predicted model, not a curated record. Lineage: Eukaryota; Viridiplantae; Streptophyta; Magnoliopsida; Sapindales; Anacardiaceae.